CCGCCAGCCACCGCUCCGGCUUGUUGCUGCUGCCGAGCAACAUCGCUAUGGCUGGACGCGUCUUCCCCUGAAGAUGUACGCAGACAAGAGAGAGGGGAUCUAUGUGGUGAACGGGGAAGGCAACCUGGACGGCCUCAUCAUGCGCGGGCACAUCAUCGCCAAGCUCGUCUAUGAGCUGCCGUGGUACUUCAACGGUGUCAUCCCCUUGUCGCAGAACAACAUGUUAGAUUGCAGGAUACCUCCGCUUCAUCAACUAGGGAGGAGAAGAUGGGCCGGUGGCGCCGGCAUCCUUGAGGCGGACACAUGGGCUUAGGAGGCGAGCAGAGACUGGCGGCGA
Molecule: messenger RNA, 337 nt
Organism: Lolium rigidum
Lineage: Eukaryota; Viridiplantae; Streptophyta; Magnoliopsida; Poales; Poaceae
Product: SNF1-related protein kinase regulatory subunit gamma-1-like
Exons: 2
Coding region: 74-313 (79 amino acids)
Source: RefSeq, a predicted model, not a curated record